Messenger RNA from Lichtheimia ornata, 1131 nucleotides. RefSeq names its product Sua5/YciO/YrdC/YwlC family tRNA threonylcarbamoyl adenosine modification protein. Gene Ontology annotation, cellular component: cytoplasm. The record is from RefSeq and is a predicted model, not a curated record. NCBI's taxonomy places the organism in Eukaryota, Fungi, Mucoromycota, Mucoromycetes, Mucorales, Lichtheimiaceae. Gene Ontology annotation, biological process: regulation of translational fidelity. The transcript has a single exon. Gene Ontology annotation, molecular function: tRNA binding; double-stranded RNA binding; nucleotidyltransferase activity. The coding region runs from base 1 to 1131 and encodes 376 amino acids.
AUGACCACCAUGCGUCACUUUGAAACACAAAUCCUACCUGUUCAGUCAGCGCAUUUCCAGUUCCAAGACGAGAGUCUCAAUGCCAAACCUGUUAUUACUCAUGCAAAAGACCAGCAAGCGAUUGACCAAGCUGUCGAAUGGCUCAAACAAGGUGAAGCUGUAGGUAUCCCUACCGAAACAGUCUAUGGUCUUGCAGCCAAUGCCCUCUCUUCAGACGCCGUAAGCAAGAUUUUUGCUGCCAAGAAUCGGCCUCAAGACAAUCCACUUAUCGUCCAUGUGUCGUCAUUGGCCAUGUUGGAGUCCAUGUUGCCCGAUCGCAAGAUACCUGCAGUGUAUCUUCCCAUUGUCGAGCGUCAUUGGCCAGGACCCUUGACUAUCAUUGUACCCGCCCAUCCUGAUAUUGUACCCGCUUCGGUGACAUGUGGUCAACCUACUGUGGCAGUACGCUUUCCAGCACAUCCAGUCGCACGUGCGUUGAUUGAUGCAUGUGGUUUCCCGCUCGCUGCUCCCUCUGCUAAUGCAUCUGGUAAACCAUCGACAACAACAGCUCAACAUGUGUACGAUGAUCUUCAAGGAAGAAUCCCUGCUAUUUUGGAUGGGGGUCCGUGUCGUGUGGGUGUGGAAAGUACCGUCUUGGAUGGAUUGAGAUCACCAGCUGCUAUUCUACGUCCUGGAGGUGUUACCUAUGAAGCUUUGGCGGAUUUGUUACCUGGCCUUCAAGUGUAUCGUAAGGAUUUUGUGGAUAAGGCUCUUGAAGAAGCACCUACAACACCCGGCAUGAAAUAUCGUCAUUACUCUCCCGAUGCGCCUGUUGUUCUUAUUGAUGCCAAUGUCCAUGAUUUCGAACAACGAUGGAAGGAGGAAUACAAUGCCCAUUUCAAGGAUGCUACCAAGGUGGGAUUAUUGACAUCAAGAACCAACAAGAGUGAUGAUCAAUCAUCAUCGGUGACAGUGGAACGUAUCUCGAUGGGUACAUCAGCUGAGGAGGUAGCACGCGGUUUAUUUGGUGGAUUACGUGAUUUGGAUACUCGCAACGUCGAUGUCAUUUUCGUUCAAGGCGUCACUGAGACACAAGAAGGCAUGGCGGUUAUGAAUCGUUUACGCAAGGCUGCUUCCAAAGUGUGUACAUAG